AUGGCACAGCUGUUUCUUUUGUUCAUGUCAUUUUCCAUAGCAGUGGAGGCACUUCAUGCAUUCAUACAAGAAGAGUCCGAGCACAAGCAUUAUUUGAUUGUUUCAGCGGUGACAAAUUUACUGAUUAAUCUUAUUGGUGUUUGGUUCUUUAGGAACUAUGCUCGCAUUAGUCUUGUCUACAGAAAAGCAGAAGACAUGAAUUACCACUCAGUUUGCUUGCAUGUUCUUGCUGAUUCCAUUCGUAGUGCAGGUUUGAUAUUGGCAUCCUGGUUUUUGUCCCUCGGGGUUGACAAUGCUGAAGUCUUAUGUUUGGGGCUAGUUUCAGUUGCAGGUUUUAUGCUUGUUAUGCCACUGUUUAAAUCUACUGCUAGCAUCUUGCUUCAAAUGGCACCACCAAGUAUUCCUUCUUCAGCAUUAAGCAAAUGCCUAAGACAGGUAAGGUCCAGAAAGGAUAUUAGUAAAAUUUCUCAAGCUCGAUUUUGGGAAUUAGUGCCCGGUCAUGUUGUUGGUUCACCUUCAGUUCAGGUGAAGAAGGGGAUGGAUGAUCGACCAACAUUACAGUUUUUGCAUGGUUUGUAUCAUGAUAUGGGCAUACAGGAUCUUACAGUGCAGACUGAUUAUUAUUAA
Hevea brasiliensis (rubber tree) is the source of this 627-nucleotide messenger RNA. Its product is annotated as metal tolerance protein C2-like. Lineage: Eukaryota; Viridiplantae; Streptophyta; Magnoliopsida; Malpighiales; Euphorbiaceae. Gene Ontology annotation, biological process: intracellular zinc ion homeostasis; zinc ion transport; transmembrane transport. Gene Ontology annotation, molecular function: zinc ion transmembrane transporter activity. The coding region runs from base 1 to 627 and encodes 208 amino acids. The record is from RefSeq and is a predicted model, not a curated record. The transcript is spliced from 8 exons. Gene Ontology annotation, cellular component: Golgi apparatus; membrane.